This is a messenger RNA of Sardina pilchardus (European sardine), 2304 nucleotides long. RefSeq names its product layilin b (gene laynb). The transcript has 7 exons. The coding region runs from base 142 to 1248 and encodes 368 amino acids. The record is from RefSeq and is a predicted model, not a curated record. Lineage: Eukaryota; Metazoa; Chordata; Actinopteri; Clupeiformes; Clupeidae. Gene Ontology annotation, molecular function: hyaluronic acid binding.
UGGACCACAACUCCGUUAGGUCUGUGUGCUGUGAGAUUGGAAAAGUAGUGUAGGAGUUUCGGACUUAUUUCCGAGAUUGUUCUGUUUCCAAUGUUGUGGUGAUGAUUUGGCUGCUCUCAAUGAAUAUAAAAAUGUGAAGAGAUGGACUUUAUGACGAUAUUCGGAGCCAUUUUUGUCUUUUUUUGCCACACGGGCUCAACAUCUAAACUCUUCAGUGGCCAGCGCAUCUGUCGGCGAGGCACCGAGAGGCCGUGCUACCGGCUGGCUCACAUCCCGGACCCGCGGCAGCGGGUGAGCUAUGAGGAGGCGCGGGAGGCGUGCCGGGGCGACAGCGGAGAGCUGCUGAGCGUGGAGACGGAGGACGAGCAGCGGCUGGUCGAGCGCUUCGUCCACGAGCUCUCCGGAGACUUCUGGAUCGGACUCCGCCGGAGCCUCCGGCACCGUGAACCCGGGACCAGCUGCUCUGCACUAUACUAUUGGCUGGACCGCAGCCAGGCCACAUACAGGAACUGGCAAUGGGAUGAGCCCUCGUGUGGCCGUGAGAUGUGUGUGGUGCUGCACCAGCGCCCCUCUCAGGUGGGUGGGGUCAACUACAAGUGGAACGACGUCAGCUGCAACCUCAGACACAACUUCAUCUGCAAAUACACAGACGAAAAGAAAUAUGAUGUCAUCGUCACUCCGGCCCCCCCACGGGUCAACCCAGAGGCUCCAGUUAUCUCUGUCACGCCAAAUCAAGGCACCGUCACCGGGGACGACAGGGAUGUGAGAGCUGGCGUCUCUGAGUCAUCAGUGUCCUCCACAGACGCGACCCUCAACAUCCUGCUCAUCACCAUCCCCCUCCUGCUGCUGCUGCUGCUGCUGGGCUCCGGCCUCUUCUGCUACAGGCUCAUGGCCAACAGGAGGAAGGAGCCGUCGGAGCCCAUCUAUGCCAAGCCAGGCCAGUGGGUCUCAAAGGGCAGCAGUGCCAGUGCAAGCAUCCUCUUCUCACAGCAGGGGGAGCCAUUGAGCAGCCAGCGCCCCCAUGCCCACAACAGCCCCUCGUUUGGCAUCUCUGCCCCUCAGGCGGCACCACUGAGUGCCCGUCGUGCCUGUGCCCCAUCCAGCGGUCAGUAUGAGGACUACGAGAACGUCCCCAGCAGCCCCAAGCAGCCGGCCAGCGGCUUCGUCACCAACGACAUCUACGAAAGCUGCAGGAACCCCACUGCAGUGGAGGCAGGCUGGGUGGACAAUGAGAUCUAUGGAUAUUAAACACACACACACACACACACACACACACACACACACACACACACAGACACAGAGAGAGAGAAAGACACACACACACAUCAGAUACUGAACUCUGUCUCACACAUACACACAAACACACAGCUCAGACACAUUGAACACUCUCUAUCUCACACACAAAAACACACAGACACAGUUACACACUCAAACACACACCUCACAGAUGAACUCACUCACAUGCUAACAUAACAUGCACACACACACACACACACACACACACACAUACACACACACCAAACAGUCAGGGUGAGCGCUAAAAGCGCUGAGAUGUUCCUGCACCCCCCCCCCCACACACACACACACACACACACACACGUCCUGCCGUCCUCUCCUCGCCUCUUCCUGUGUGGAGCCCCAUGUCCUGGAAGGGGCCGAUCCAACCACAUACACCCAUGGCAACACCGUGACCCAUAACCCCUCACCAUGUUCUACCUCUGUGUGUGUGUGUGCACGUGUGCGUGUGUUUGUUGGUGUGUGUUUGUGUGUGUGUGUGUGUGGUCUCUAGAGGGAGCCCUGCGGCUGGACCCACAGCAGCGAGAACAAGAACUGUGUGUGUGUGUGUGUGUGUGUGUGUGUGUGUGUGUGUGUGUGUGUGUGUGUGUGUGUGUGUGUGUGUGUGUGUGUGUGUGUGUGCGCGUGUGCGUACGUGUGUGCUGUAGUGUGCUGCCACUCUGCGGGUGCAGAGUAGGCCUGUAGCUCGAUGCACAAGAACAUGGAGAGUUUCUUAUCAAAUCCACUAUCUUCAGUUGUGCUGCCUUUUAACUCAAUUACGCUUGACAUCUAGUGGCUGGUACUUUAUCAAGAUACUUUAUUUCCUGAAUUAUAUUAGUCAAAAAACAGUGUGAUGAUCUGCAAGGUAUUGCAAAAGUUAAUAUGAUAUUUGUAUAUUACUGAAAAAAUAUGAAGCUAACAGAGGAAUUCUUUUCCAUUAAAUACCUUAUUGCUUGGUUUUGUCUUGCUUUUACUUAAUUAUUUUUUUAUUGCAUUGCAUCUAGUAAAAUAAAGCCUAAAGUGACCAAA